This is a messenger RNA of Rhipicephalus sanguineus (brown dog tick), 1105 nucleotides long. RefSeq lists its product as uncharacterized. NCBI's taxonomy places the organism in Eukaryota, Metazoa, Arthropoda, Arachnida, Ixodida, Ixodidae. The record is from RefSeq and is a predicted model, not a curated record. The transcript has 6 exons. The coding region runs from base 10 to 972 and encodes 320 amino acids.
GAUCGUGGUAUGUGCAUGUCACAACGUAAGGGUGCUGAUGAUACUACAGUUGCACAGGGCGCUUCACUUCAUCUCCUGUCCACUCCAGCAGCAGAUUACAUCGUUGUUGUCAAUGCAAACGCUGCCGCUGCGUGUUCCAAGCAAGUGCCUAUUCGAGGUGUCCAAGGUGCUGGUUACAGCUCUCUAGAGAUCUUCAUGUGGAAUCCAGUGACCAGGUCUCUCGGCCUGUACCAAGUCCUCAGGAUGAACGCCCUGAAGAGUGUAUCCCCUUUCAACUACGAAGCGCUAGGGUGCCUAGCAGUAUCCGCUGAUGGAUACUUGAAGAUCGCCUGUGUACAUGACACCGCGAAGGGAUUCGUCCUUCACCAGAACUUGCCCAUGCACUAUAGCCACGAGGUUUCGGCCCACGUUUGUCCCAAAGAUGGCUCUGUGCUGAUCGCAGUCUCGGCCAAGCAGUCUGGCCAGUUCGACCGUGUCUUCGCGUACCGUUGGUCCCGGCACGGCCUCCAGAAAAUGGCCAACAUCGCUGCAGUCUCCGUCGGCUCUGUGGCUGUGAUUGGAAACCCGGAUGCUUGCCUUGUAGUCGUCGGUCAGCGAAGUGUGGCGGGCGCGGACACGCCCACGUCGCUAUACAGCUACAUGCCCGGCCACCACCAGGAGAUGCUGGAAGUGCAGAGGUUGUUCGCGGGUGACGUGCAAUCCAUCAGCUGGUUGCCGACGCCAGACGGCCGUACGAGCCUAAUGUUCGUGCGCUCCAGCGGAGCGGGAAAGAAUCUCAAGGUGUACGCGUUCAAAGGAGCUUCCGGUUUUCUCGAGCAACAGUCUCUUCACGUCGAUGAAUCCUUCCAGGAGGUACGGACAUUCCGAAGGCCCGAUGGCCUACACUUCAUCACGCUGUCAAACAGCCGGGAAGAGCCUUCGGCAGUUAUCCUAGCCUCCAAGGUCAAGGGAACGCCCUACAUCCAUCCUUAGGCGACAGUUUGUUCAGGGUUUUUCUUAACAUUUUUACCAAUUCUUGCGUCUUACUCAUCUACACUUGUUAUCCGGUUCAUAGAACUGUAACGACGACAUAAUACAAUAAACUUUUACGUUUUUACAACGCCUU